This is a messenger RNA of Pieris rapae (cabbage white), 2119 nucleotides long. RefSeq names its product F-box/WD repeat-containing protein 4. Gene Ontology annotation, molecular function: protein binding. Gene Ontology annotation, cellular component: SCF ubiquitin ligase complex. The transcript is spliced from 8 exons. Lineage: Eukaryota; Metazoa; Arthropoda; Insecta; Lepidoptera; Pieridae. The record is from RefSeq and is a predicted model, not a curated record. Gene Ontology annotation, biological process: SCF-dependent proteasomal ubiquitin-dependent protein catabolic process. The coding region runs from base 68 to 1345 and encodes 425 amino acids.
UACAUAUAUUUUUUUUUCGACAAAACUUUUAAACCUUGAUCGUACAAAAUAAAUACAUUUUAGAAAAAUGAGUGAAUUAAGUUUAGAAAAACUUCCUCCAGAAAUAUUAUUAAAUAUUGUGAAACGCCUUAAGCUAUCGGACAUAGGAAAUUUAAUAUUAACUUCUAAAUGUAUAAAAGAAUUUAUAAUUAAUGAAAAUUAUUUAUGGAAAUUAAUAAGCCAAGAUAGACUCAUAAUAAGUAGAAACAUACCCACCUUAAGCUGGUACCAAAGCUGUAGAAUAUCACACAAUUGGUGCCAAGGAAUAUUCAAGAGUAAAGUUAUUAUUCAACAUAAAAUUAAUUAUAUGCCUUGGAUGCAACUGUUAUCUCCAAAUAUCCUUUUGGUAUCAUUUGGUUCUGAUCUUGAAUGCUUUUUACUUGAGUACAGUGGUGUCUACAGAAAAUUAUUAUGGAAAUUAACUGUACCAACUAUGGAAAGGUUUGAUGUUCGUACAAAUGAUAUUUCAAGGUUCAUAGUUAAGGACAAUAUGAUUAUAUGUGGAAAUAGAGAUGGCAGUUGUGCUAUGUAUGAAUUCCAUGAUAUAAAAAAAAAGCCUGUUUUACUAAAUUACAUACAAAAUUGUCAUAACUUUGGACAAGCAGAGGUAACAGCAGUUGAAAAAUGGAAAAACUGCAUUGUCACAGCUGCAUAUAUCAGUCCUGAUUUACAUUUCUGGAGGAAGAAUAAAAUUGGUUGUAGUGACACCUCUCCAAAUGAAAAUUUGAUUUUUAAAAAGCUUAAGAUUCCUGAAUGUAUUGGCUGUCGAUCAUUAUCAAUUGAUUCAACAGAAACAAAAAUGGCUGUUGGUCUGAAUGGAAAUAUGACGCCUGUAUUCAUUGAUCUCAAUAUUGUUGAGUAUUUAAUAGCCCCAAAGCCAGGAACAAGGACUUUAAAUCAUAUUGUCAGAGACAUAAAGUGGCAUAAUGAAUCUGGUGUAAUAUGUGUGACACAUUCAGGAAAGUUACAAUACAUUGACCUUAGGACAGGUGGCUUGACUUAUGAAACUAGAGAUCCAUUUGAUUCAUCUCUUUAUUGCCUGAAAUCAGACGGCGAUAAAGCUGUAGUCACCGGCUCUUCAGAAUAUUCCCGUUGUGUGCUUUACGAUUUGCGUUCAACACAUCAUGUUCAGAUGUAUUUCACACAAAAGAGGUCCACACCAAUUUACAGUUUAGAGUUUGAUGCAAAAAAAUUAAUAGCUGCGGGAGAUCAAAGAGUUGCAGUCCUUAAUUUUAAUGUUAAUUCAAGUACUACCAAAGCGAAAAAUUAUUCUCACAUUUUUCAGUUUGUAUCUUCACGUAGGUAAUAAUUAAACUUUAGAUCUUAUGUAUUUCUCUUGUAAUGUAUUUUGAAUUGCCUUUAUAACAUCAAUAAAACAUAUAAUAAUUUUUAUUGAUAACAUUUCUCCUAUUAAAGGUUCGUUUAUGAUGAAGAUUUUAGAAAAAAAGGUAUUCAGAGCACUCCCUUUUAUAUACAAUCUCUCUGAUAACUUUUACAAUUUGAUGGGACGGCCGAACAACACAAUCGUAAUAUCGUUAGAAUAUAAUAAUAAAAAAAUAUAAUCAAUAAUUAAAUCAUAUUCCUGCAUAUUUUAAGAACUUUCUAUGGUAUGGUAGUGGCGAGCUAGCUACAAAAUUGUUAUACGUACCAACUCUAUUUUUUUUAUAUAUUAUUGAAGUUAUACUUCUUUUGGCCCGAUGGAGAAAAACGAUGAGUGUGAAUUUUUACGAUGCGUGCCCACACCGACACCUGAAUUCUACAUCGUAAAGUUAUUUCUAGGUGGCAUGAACAUCAAUAGCCAUGUUCAAGUUGUACAUUCAAGUAUUUUUAUUUUAGAACACGUGUUUCGUAACAGUACAAUUAGACAAUGUGAAUAAAUAAAUAUUAUUUUAGUGUUUUUAUUAAAUCAAUUUCAAAUACGACGGUGAUAGUAUUUACUAAUAAUUUAUUAGUAUAUCUAUUGAAUAUUAGUGAUAAAACUGUUUUGAGUUUUUUUAUGGAUUUGAGGUUAAUUGUCGGUAGGAUGUAUAAUUUAUUUACAUCGUUAAUUAAAAAUGAUAACAUUAUUAUCUAAAAUAUA